CUCUUCCCACGGUGAUUCCCCCGGGUGAAAAUCGAUUAAACAGACCGCGAUGUCGUCGCCAAGGUUUUCCAGUUCCGAUCUCGGCCCGUCCAUCGUCCGCGGAAUAGCGCUGGGUCAACAAAGUCUAGAUCAGCCUUCGUCGACGGCUCGCACCCGGUUUUCGACCGUCAACGAAACCGUUUCACCGACGGUACCGAGUUCCGGUGGCACCGACGGAGGCGACUUCCUUGAAGGAUUGAUCGUUCCUCUCUAUGCGACGAUAUUCGUCCUGGCUGUCAUCGGGAACUUGUUGGUCGUCAUCACUCUCGCAAAAAACAAGAGGAUGCGCACCGUGACCAACGUUUAUCUGCUCAAUUUGGCUCUAUCAGACCUGCUGCUCGGUGUCUUUUGUAUUCCGUUCACUCUCCUGGGACAAAUGCUCAAGAAUUUCGUAUUUGGUACGACGAUGUGCAGGCUGAUACCCUACUUCCAAGCUGUUUCAGUUUCUGUGAGCGUAUGGACGCUGGUCGCGAUAUCCCUGGAGAGGUACUUCGCAAUUUGCAGACCGCUCAAGUCGCGCCGUUGGCAAACGCGGUGUCACGCCUGUAAGAUGAUCGCGGUUGUCUGGGCGGCUAGUCUCAUCUGGAACGCUCCAAUCCUGCUAGUUUCAAGCCUGAAGGAUAUCAGCGGUGGUCGACAAAAAUGCAGAGAAGACUGGCCGAGCAUCGCCGCUGAAAGAGCGUUUAAUAUAUUUCUCGACGUGAUACUGCUGAUCAUACCUCUGAUCAUGAUGACGCUCGCGUAUUCACUGAUCGUGACGAAAUUGCGACGACGAGAAAUUCAGCACAGCUCAAGCUGCCAGAGGCAAAUCCAGCGGACGAGCUCGUCGGCUACGGUGAACGGAUCCUGCCGACCCAAUUCCUGCAACGAGACCAGCAGCGCCAAGGUGAUCGUCACGUCCCUUAGACAGCACAGGCCACUCUCGUCCUCCGAGUACCUGCAAGGAGUUCGAAGGACGAAGUCGCAAGGAGCCCUGGCCCAGGACGGGGUGUCAAGGAAGCCCCGACAAGCGACGUCACGCCGAAGAGCCGAAGCGGUGAAGCUCUGGCUAAUGAGAGGCAUGGUGCAGAUACCGAGCUCUGGAGCCCCGAGGGUCGUCGCCUGCAGGAGCAGGAGCGGAACAGCUCUGUCCUCGUCGAUCCAUCAUCGCGACAAGGGGGUCCAAAUCGAGUCCGAAAACGCCGACGAGUCCGAGAACUCCGUUGGCGAAGAGCAUCACGACACCACCUACACCUUCAGCAGACACGCGAUACGCAGCAACUACAUGGACAAGAGCAUCGAGGCUAAGAAGAAGGUGAUCGUGAUGCUCUGCGUGGUGAUGCUGACCUUCUUCGUCUGCUGGACGCCGCUUUACGUGGUUCAUACGUGGUACCUCUUCGCCCCCAAUAUGGUCUACAAGAUCGUUGGGCGAACGGGAAUCAGCCUGAUCCAACUACUGGCUUACUGGUCGAGCUGCUGCAACCCGUUCAUAUACUGCUACAUGAACCGAAACUUCAGACAGGCGGUGAAGAGCGUGUCCUACGAAUGUUGGAGCGCUUACUGCGGAUGCGGAAACGAAACUAUCGGCGGCUCUGGAAGCGCUGUGCGCAAUGGACCCCAUCAUGGUGCCAACAGCGAGGUGAGCGGUAACGACUCUACAAUUUACCUGGGGCGGGCGUCCAUCAUGGCGAGAACCGAAGUAGUCCUCCUCGAAGCGGAGGAUCGUGUUUAGCAGCGGCUGCGGGUCGAACGGAUUCCAAGAGUCAACAGGAAGCGGAAACGCCUCGAUAGUCCUCGUCGGUGGCAGCGGAAACCCGGCUUCAUCCUCCGGAUCAGCGGCCAAUCAGAAAACCGGAAACGCCGGAACUUUCGGCUCGCCUUUGAUCUGCGCCAACGGCGACGCGGACGGUUUUCUGGUCCGGAUUUCCUGGCGACCACCGCCUACGCCUGGUCCAGGCUUGACCCCCUCGACCAUCUCAGGUCAGGGUCAGGGUCAGGGUCAAAAUAACCUGAACAUGCAGUGUCAGUACCUACCGAACCAGACAUCGAUCCCGAGCCCGAGAAGUCCGAGCUAUUAUUUUUCCGCUCUGCAUCUCUGCUCGUCGGGUGGUUCCUGCUCCGGGGAUGAUUCGAGGGUCCUUUACGAUUGAUUGCGAGGAAGGCGUGGAAACGAGGGAUGAGGACGCAUCAGGGAGACCGGAUACGUCGCAUUUGAAUGCGCUGCAAGACUGUGGAUGCGCAGAGUUCAGGUGACUCGGAGCGGAUUCCUGCACGACGAAUUUUUCAUCGCCAUUUGUUAAGCCGACUUGACGAAUCGAUGAUCGUUUGAUGGUUCAAGUCCGACAUCAGACAAUUAUUAUAGAAUACAGAUUGAAAAAUCUUUCUCACCUGAGGGAAGCUGAUCAAUACACAUACAAAAUUGAUGAUGAGAUUGUAUAAAAUUGCAAAUAAUUAUCUAUAGUUGAUGAUCGAUGUAUUGUAUAAAUCAGAUAAUUAGUAGUAUGUAUAUGCCUGUAUUGUUAUACAAUUAAUUAUGUACAUAUCGCAAAGGUUCUACCUAAUUGUACGCCAUUAUGAAUAAUAUUUCCAUGCGCACAAUUGUUACACGUGCUUAUUAUCGACGGAUCUGCAUUUUCACGUAUAUAUAUACAUAUAUACAACGUAAUAUGUAUACGAAAUUAAUAACAAUAACUUUUUACCGA
This is a messenger RNA of Diprion similis, 2720 nucleotides long. RefSeq names its product cholecystokinin receptor type A-like. Lineage: Eukaryota; Metazoa; Arthropoda; Insecta; Hymenoptera; Diprionidae. Bases 50 to 1750 code for a protein of 566 amino acids. Gene Ontology annotation, cellular component: membrane. The transcript has 10 exons. Gene Ontology annotation, molecular function: gastrin receptor activity; neuropeptide Y receptor activity. Gene Ontology annotation, biological process: neuropeptide signaling pathway. The record is from RefSeq and is a predicted model, not a curated record.